UACAUGUGUUUUUGACAACAUUACAGAAAAAAUGUAUUUUUUUUCAAUAAACAUUUAUACACGUAUGAAUGUCUAAACAAUUGUGUUUUUUUAAACAUUUAGUCUACUAGAAUGACUUUUAUUGUGAUUUGCAACAUUUUUUAAAAAUAUUAUCUUUAAACGUGAGUGUUCGAUGACGGCUGCUUUUUACAGUUCCAUGUAGUGUCUAUUUUACUAUGACUUUUUAUCUCUCAUAUAGCAAGGUGUAGAGAUCGGAAAACAUGGCAUAGUUUCUAUUUAAACCUUUCAUUUAAAUGCACACUCUCAGUCUGUACCCUAUUGCAAGCAUGUGUCUGAAAAGAUACAAUUUGUUUUUCAACCAUGACAUUUCACAUGACAUGAAAUUUGAUAUUUGCAUAAAGCUAUAAACAGAUGGCUACUAAUUUUUCUUCUUGUUUCGUUUUCCUAUACAUUAUUAUUGCGAUCACCGCCAUUUAUACAGUUAACACAAAAUCUAUUGAAUGCUGUUGAUCAAUGUAGUGAUUGUUCUGUUAUAAAUCAAUUAAAAGUCAUUGAGUGUACGCAAUUUCGGGUAACAUUUAAUUGUAUCAUAAACGUUAUGUAAUUACCGUACAGACGUUGAGACGAACUAACUGUCUGUGCAAUUAUAUUACGUAGGAUUGCUGUCCGUUUAAGGAAAUAUAUGACGACUGAAUAUUAGAGGAGAGGAAGUAACUGUUUAUUUAAUUAUAUUACGCAGGAAUGGCCAUUGUACGACGACUGAAUAUGAUGCUGGAGAAAAUUGUCCGAACUCUACUCAUCUUUUCGUUGUGUUCAUUCGUAAAAGCGGAUGUUGACCACUGUGCCCCAAACCCGUGCCGGAAACAUGCGACAUGUAUAAAUUAUACCAAUACUUAUAAAUGUAUAUGCAAUAAUGGUUAUACUGGGAGGACAUGCAAAACAGACAUUGACGAGUGUGCCUCAAAUCCAUGUAAAAAUGGUGGUAAAUGCGUAGAUGGUAUUAAUAUAUACUGGUGUGCUUGUAAAAUAGGUUUUACGGGAGAAAUGUGUGAAGACCGUGUUGGAUGUGCGUCAGAACCGUGCCUCAACGAUGCAACAUGUGUAGACACUAGCAAUGGAUUUACUUGUGUUUGCGAGGAAGGUUUCACAGGGAUAACGUGCGAAACAGACAUAGAUGAGUGUGCUUCAAACCCAUGUUUUAAACAUUCCUCAUGUAUAGAUGAAGUAAAUGGGUACUCAUGUGAAUGUAAAGACGGGUAUAUUGGCAGAAACUGUCACAUAGAUAUUGACGAAUGCUUCUCGAAUCCCUGUAUGAAUGGUGGAAAAUGUGUUGAUGGUAUCAAUAUUUACUGGUGUGCUUGCACGGAGGGGUAUACCGGGCAGAGAUGUGAAGUCAAGACUAAAUGCUCUUCAAACCCGUGCCUUAACGGGGGCGCAUGUGAAGAUAUUGCUCAUGGAUACAGGUGUCACUGUAGUACUGGUUUCACAGGACGUAGCUGUCAAACAAAUAUUGACGAAUGCUCUUCAAAUCCCUGCUUCAGAAAAUCUAAAUGUAUAGACGGAAUUAAUGGGUAUACAUGUAAGUGUAACGCUGGGUACAAGGGAGACCGAUGUGAAAUAGAAAUUGAUGAGUGUGAAACGAGUCCUUGUUUUUAUGGAAGUGUUUGUGUAGAUGGACUCAACACUUAUUGGUGCGCUUGCAGAGAAGGCUAUGACGGGAGUAGAUGCGAGGAUUGUAAAGUAUGUGGGCCGAAAGACUACCACGAUUUACUUCAUGUGUCUAAAGAUGCCAGCAAAACUGAAAUCAAGAAAGCAUUUCGGCGAUUGAGUACAGUGAUGCAUCCUGAUAAGAGACCGGAUGAUGAAAAGGCUCAUGAAAAGUUUCUUAGGAUAAUAAAAGCAUACAAAAUUCUUGUAAAGGAACAUUGAUACUUUAAUAAUAUCAGCUGCAAAAGGAAUGUACUAUAGGAUUGAACGUUCAGAGAAGAAACGAAGAUGCCGCCUAUUUGCAAGCAUAAAGUGAUCAUAGAUUUGCUACGGGGAUGCCAUCGUGUGUCUUCAAAUGGUUUUGUUUAACAUUCUGACGUUUUCAGUGAUGAGGAAACACAAGUUACUCUUUGUGAUGGUGCUAGGUCCGAAAACAACAACAACAACAAUCAAACUAAUAACUCUGGAGACAGAUUACUGGGACUUUUCAAUAUCUUGCCCUUUAACAUUUUAUAAUGGGAAGGAAUCAAUUAGACGGUUUCUUUCCUAUUUCACCACUCUUUUUAAUUUUAUGAUAAAAAACAAAAUAAGACAGAAUUCCCGCCUCUCUCUCUCUCUCUCUCUCUCUCUUUCUCUCUCUCUUGUAAAAUAUGUCUACACACCUAAAUGAUAAUUAUAAAGGUAUAGGACUAAGUCGGGCAAAUCUCUUAUAAAAGUCAAAGUCGAACAGUGCUUAGUUAUCAAAUUUAGCUAAAAUUUGCUAUCAUCAAAUAUUCAAGGCCUUCGAGCUGUUUAUAGCCUGAUUUGUCACGGCUCAGGGUUCACAUGCGCAGGAAAUGAACCACGCACGAGGGCAUUAGCCCGAGUGGUUUUUAUAUCAAAGCAUUAACUUUUUAUUAAUGAUUAAGUUAUUCAGAUGAUGAACCACAAUAAGCCAUUGAUUGCUUUUAUUCUUACUGUUGGAUAUCAUUUAAUAUCUGAAUGUUAAUUAACCGGACGACACGCGACGUCAUUAUAGACGUCAUAAUGCUCUCCUGCCGGUCUGCACGUCAUUAGAAUACACAUAGCUUGACCUUUGUUUAACCGGCAAUCAUGUAAGCAUGGUAAGAUUGUUGCAAGGUUUAAUAUCACGGCAAAUUUUGAAAUAGAUAUUGGGCAGUUUUAUUUGUAAUACUUCUUUUUCCCCGUUAUUAAUCAUUUGAUAUUGAUACACUAGUAGCUAUGCUAAAAGCGUUUCUUUUUCAGUAGAAAAUAGUUAUAUCGUGAACUAAAUUUAUGUUACCAUUGGAACAAAACAUACAAUCCAGAUUUGAAGAAAGAUACCGAUUAUAAAUCUGGUAUUUUUUUCGAAAGGGCAAUUAACGAUUGGCCUUACGUUUUGAGAAAAAAUCAAAUCAUGUCCAGAAAUGAGACCGUGUUUUGAAGAGUAUUGUCCCUUGAUUUUUAAGCCAAAUUGUUUAAAUUGAUUGUUUCCCUUUAUACCAUCUUAACGCGAGUAUCUCUCUUAUCUUGAUAAUCUUGACAUACACUGGUUUUGUUAAUUAGGGGUAUUGUAACGACAUGGAAUAAAACUUUUGACACAAGCGUAGUUUAUACCUUGUCUGAGGCUCUUUGCAGUAUACAUAACAUUGUAAUUUCUUCAAGUUGGUGAUUUUGAAUGAUAAUCGGGUUUUUGUUUCAAAAUUGAGAGUCGGGAAGGUUAUUCCCAUUACUCAGCGUAACUUUUAGAUAUGUAUUUAAUCUUUUGAUUAUAUCUUUUAAGGGCAAAGAUAUAUGUGAAUUAUAAAUUUAAAGUUAAUGAAUUAAGAAGUAUUUUUUAUAAUUUAAAUAUUUUUAUUCAAACACAUAAUAUAAAAUAACAUCUUUUAACGGAAUUAGAUCGACGCACAUGUUUAUAUCUGAUGUACAUAACAUUGUAAUUUCUUCAAACUGGUGAUUUUGAAUGAUUAUCUGGCAUUUGUUUCAAAAUUGUCGGGAAGUCUGUUAUUACCAUUACUCAGCGUAACUUUUAAAUAUGUAUUUGUUUUUAAAAAAUAUUUUUAGGGCAAAAUAUAUAUGCAUUUCGGGUCUCCUUGAAAAAAGUGUCUUUUCAAUUUAAAAAGUUUUAAAUAUUAUGGAUCCGUGGCAUAUACAUGCAUUUAACUUUGCAAUGAUGUAAAUUUUGAUUUUGAACGGUAAUAUAGAUUAUCAAAAUUUAUAACUUCAUAUCCAUAAUUUACAUUUUAACUUAAAGGUGUUUAGACAAGAACCGUAAUAAUUGUCCCUAGCCGCGGGCAUGUCAGACAAACAGACACUAAUCCAAUAAGUUACGAUAAUAUACAGAAAUGUGUCAGCUUGUCAAACGCAUUAUUUGACUUUAGUCUUGUAUGAGCAAGGUGGGAAUGUGAAUGUGAUGCUUGACUUGGGUUUAUCAUAUACAGAUAUGCAAUAAUUACAAUAACUGCAACGGAAUAAUAUGUUUUCAUAUUUGCCCAUUACCUUGUUAAGUGAAAAAAGAGGGAACUCGAAAAAACAGUAAACUGCAAAUGUAUGUUUUAAUGCGAAUAAUACUUUCAAUGUCGAUGUGUUACAUUUACACGUAAAAUAUUCAAGUUAAACUAUGAGCAUGUAGUAUGUUAAUCAACUUUAUGUUUUGUUAUGUUUUCAUGUAAUAAAAAAUUCUAGUAGUGAAAAUUAGUAUUAAAUGAAUUAAAAAUGAAACAUUUUUGUUUAAAUAUGUAGUUUAAAAUAACAUUUUUUUAUUAAUCUCACAAAGUAAUGACAUUAAACACGGAAUUAGAUAUCUAAUUCAGAGACUUGUCCCAGUUCAUCUGGUGUCAUCAGUGCACCUUAGUGCACGUGUACUAAAACGGACUUCCAGAUUAGUAAAGUCAGUGAUAUUCAAACGUUUAGGGAAGCAAGAAAACAUAAAAAUAACUUAAAAUAAACUCAGAAAUAUUAACUUUUCUAGUUUACUUCAAUAACUUAAUAAAUGUUGUGAAAUGAGUAUUAAUAUGAGAAUAUGUCAUUUGAAAAGACCAUGUGAAGCUUAAAAUCAGUCAUUUCCUACAGAAAUCAAUGUUACUCGGGAUCAAAACUAGUUACUUAUUUUAAAGAAGAUCAUAUUUUAUUUUAUUAAAAAUUAUAUUGAAAGAAAUUGUAAAUAUUGCAGAUUACUUCAACAGCUUAAUAAAUAUUGUCAUAUAAUGCUUUUGAUGUCAUUUGAAGAGCUAAAAGUUUUUUCUCUUCAAAAUUUCAAUAGGCGUAAAUUGACCGCUAACGGCUAAUCAAUACAGGCCGUCGGUACACUCGAUAAGCUAUUAUCAAGGGAGACAAUUUCGCAGAAAAGCCAGCAAAUUGCCUUAGAUUUCCAGGUUUGAACACCAAAUCAUAGAAAGAAAGAGUUGUUUCACAUGAAAAGUGAACAGCAUGUAAAAGAUGUAUAUUACUUUACGAAACAAGUGUCAGUAUACUGAUAUAAACAUCGAGUUCCGGAAAAGGGCUGCCUAAAGGGGACCCACUUCCGGGCAGUCAAACGCCUUUAAAAACCCAUUUUCAAAAAACUGUUACAUAUGUUCGUUUUGAUGCAUUUGCAAUAGCGUACGAGUGUUGAAAUUUCACAUAACUUGGUGGAACACAGUUUUCAGCAAUUGUUUAUUUUUAUUUCUUUACAAGUUAAUGGCAUUUAUUUUCAA
This is a messenger RNA of Mercenaria mercenaria, 5381 nucleotides long. RefSeq names its product fibropellin-3-like. Bases 742 to 1929 code for a protein of 395 amino acids. Gene Ontology annotation, biological process: establishment or maintenance of epithelial cell apical/basal polarity; heterophilic cell-cell adhesion; Notch signaling pathway. Lineage: Eukaryota; Metazoa; Mollusca; Bivalvia; Venerida; Veneridae. Gene Ontology annotation, cellular component: plasma membrane; cell surface; signaling receptor complex. Gene Ontology annotation, molecular function: calcium ion binding; Notch binding. The transcript is spliced from 11 exons. The record is from RefSeq and is a predicted model, not a curated record.